Molecule: messenger RNA, 2919 nt
Organism: Lytechinus variegatus (green sea urchin)
Lineage: Eukaryota; Metazoa; Echinodermata; Echinoidea; Temnopleuroida; Toxopneustidae
Product: SPATS2-like protein
Exons: 12
Coding region: 190-2616 (808 amino acids)
Cellular component (GO): cytoplasm
Molecular function (GO): protein binding
Source: RefSeq, a predicted model, not a curated record
UACCGGUAUUUAGUGAUGAAGUGCAGUGCGUCACGAAAUAAUUGGAACUGCAGCUGUCGACGAGGGCAAUGCAUUUUUGGGAUUAACGUUCGUGUUAAUUAACUUCGGAGAGUGACCUACGAAGUACAGGCCGUUAAACUUACUUUUACCUUUGCUACUUGAAAGUCAGAAAAAGUAAAAUAAUUAAUCAUGCCACGAAAGAAUGCUGCUCAAGGUGACGGUAAGGACACUGGAAUCAUACUCAUUGACGACAGGACAAAAGCAGUAAUGACUGACCAACCAAGACAUGCACAAGAAGCUUUCAGGGAACAGAUUGCCAGAGUUCAUGAGGUCGUUCCAAGUCGGAGUAGAGAUGAUGUUGCACUUGUUCUCCAAUACCAUGAGGGAAAUGUGGAUAAAGCAAUCCAGUCAUUCAUGGAAGAUGGCGCCAGAACUGUUCUGAACGAGUGGCAGUCACAUGGCAAGAAAAGCAAGUCUGCAAAUAAGAGGAACAAGAAAAAGAAACGAGGACCAGACACACAACAUGAGAAAGCGAACAGUGGUGAUGCUGGUGCAUCUAACAACCAAGGAAGUGCCAGCUCUUCAAAUCAGCCAUCCACCGCCCACUCCGCCCCACCCACCAGGCCUUACAUCAAGCAGCGACCUCCUACGUCCCAGCAGCAGCCGCAGCAGCCUAGACAGUAUCAACAGUCCAACAGACGAGACAGAGACAGGGAUGGAGACCACAAUCGAGGUCGCCCCCACCCCAGGGGGCACCCCACAGAUUGGAGGGGCGGGGAUGGUACCAGGCCGGGCAGACAGCAACCUACCAAUGCAGCUUCUAAUCAUUCAUCAUCAGAAUCAGGUAAACAACGCUCUGAAAAGGGUCACCACUCUCACCAACCCUCGCCAUUAGAAGACAUGGCCGAGAGGUUAUUUCCAGCAGAGAGCAGUGACAAGACCCAUCAUAUAGACAGUGAACUACACUACCAAGAUGCUGCCAAAGCAAAGAAAUUAGUAGCAGUACUAGAACGUGCAACUAAAGACCUCCACAGAACAUCAAUAGCACUAACGAGACACAAAACCAUGCUGCAAGACAAACUGGACCAAUCAGAGAAGAGUAUACCAAAGUCAUUUGAUGAGAUCCAGAGGUUUUUGAACGAGAGGAAACUAGCGCUAACCAAUGAAUUCUUAGAAGUCAAGCAAGAAGCGAGUGAGUUGUUGGAGGCUCGUGAGGAACAGGCCAAAGAGCUAGAAAGGAAGACCCACAGAGCAGCUACCAUGACAGAGGACCAAGUCCAUGAACUAAGAGCAGAGAUCAAGCAAUUUGUAUCUGAUCGAAAGGUUGAUGAAGAGAUAGGCAAGGCGCUGAGGUACACAUGGAAUCCAGACCAAAUUGUUGAGCUGAUCAAGAGCUUUGGUGAGGUCAUCCCCGUCCAGCAUCAUUACACCACCCGUCGUCCAUCCAUCUCAUCUCUGUCCAGUAUCAACACCAUCUCUAGGACCACCUCGGUCAGUGAGGACCAUGGUCCACUCUCUGCCCGCAGUAUCAGCCUGACAGAGAGUCAGGACUCCACCACCAUGGGCAAACCUCUGUCACCGAAGCCAGCCAACGAUAUGGACAUGAAGGCAGAGGUGGCCGAGAUGGCAGCCAAGCUACAGAGGUCCAUGACACAGGGUCGUAAAGGAGCCAGGAACCAAACAGGACCAAACGCAGACAAUCAGAAUAAAGGAGAAAGGUCCCAACAGCCCAACAGAGGUCAAGGGAAAGCACAAGAUCAACAGUCACAGCAGAACCAGGGUCAAGGGGGACCAAACCCCAACAAGCAAGGUCGAAACCAGAGCCGGCAAGAUAGACCUCAACAUGGUUCAAGACAAGGUCAGCAGGGCCAGCACCCUCAAGAUCAGAGGCCUCAAGGUCACAGACCACAGGGUCAAAGGCCACAAGGUCAAGGUCAGAGGCAGGGUCAGCAUCAGCAGCAGAGGAACGAAUACGAGGAGCACGAUGGGCAGAGGAAGGAGAAUCGAAAUGCCAAGAGAAGACAGAACCGAAAGCAAAAGGAGCGUAAGCAACAGGAAGCAGAGGAAGUUUCAAAUCCACCGGCGCCCAAUGCCACCUCUAGCUCUGGCCUGGAGAGUAAGCCAGAAGAGAAGCAUUUAGAUGAAAGGACAGAUGCUAGUGAUAAUGUGCCUGUGUCAACUCAUACUGAUGAUCCUCAACCUGCUAAAGCUCCCGAAGUGGCCGAUGCAUCAAGGGAAAUUGGACAAGUAAAUGAAGAGAAUAAGCAGGGUCCCAUCGAUGAUAGUAAUGUGGAGAGAGAAGUAGAGAAGCCUCACCAUUCUAAUGAGAAAGACAGUGUGAAAGUCAAUGGAGAGAUGAAGGAAGAGCCAAAGACGACAAAUGGACCUUUGAAAAAUGGUGAUGUCAACAUGAAUGGCGACAUCAAGAUCAAUGGGGAUGUACCUCAUGUAAACGGGGACAUCAUCCCUGAAGGUGAUGUCAAUGGAGAGGUAGAUGCUCCUCUUCCUCAAAGAGAGAUCAAGUCUCGCCGAUCACAGAAAAUUGAGGAUGUAGUCAAAGAAACGAGUGCUCUGAAUGGCGUUGCUGAUUUCGAGCAAACAGAGCGAGAAAAUUGAGUAGCAUUAAAAGUGGAUAGAUUGAAUGUAAUAUAAGCAAUUGACCAAGUCUAGGGGAGUAAAUUCCUAAUCACUUUAGGAUUACUCCAAAGUAGAUGAUAAAUGAAUUGUAGUAUUGCAUGAUAAUUAGCAAUCCAGCUAUGUACUUUAAAUGCUGAUUCAAUUAUGAAAACAAAGGAUUUGAAACAUGCUAGUUGCAUUGAUAUUCAGAGAUUAUUCUCUUGACACAUCUCUCAGUGCCAAAAGUUAGUUAAAAGAUUAUUGGUGAUAGCUUUUAAUCUUGUGAAAUUACAUUGCUUUAUG